CUCAUCGCAUCAUUGAGACAUCAACCUCACUAUGGAGUUGUGGAGAAUGAGACAAAUUCUUCCUAUGGUGUUUCUGGUGAUGCUGGAGACCCAAGGAGGCAGAUGUGACCUCGAACUCCACCCUGCAUCUUCUCCAGCAUCCGGGAUAAACAAUCAUCUUAAUACUAAGAACGACGCACAUAUAGAAUAUAAUCAAAUUCGUGAAUUCGUUCAACUGAUCCCUGGUUUCGUGGACGGAAUGUUAUGCAGUGUAAAGAAACAGCUGAAUCCAGUCAACGGCAUUCAACGUGAGCAUCAUCUUGCGAUGAAUAAUGAAGAAUAUGCAGCCCAAAGAAAAAUUGCUCUGGCGAAUGCAGAGAAUUGCAGCGAAUGUUACCAAAUUUGCAUAAUUUUGUACGACACUGUUGCCACUGCAAAAAUUGCUCUCUCAAGUUUUGAAGACUACAAGGACAAUUUUGCGCUGGACACCUUCAACAAGACCUGGGAAGAGGUAUUGGCCGAGAUCGGCGACACGGACUUCGGCAUCCCGCCCUCCAUACCUCCUGUCCCGGAUAACGUCGACCUCAAAGAGGAGAUGGCGAGGGUGUUCGGCCAGCUGCAAUGCCAUCUAGUCGGCCUGGAAGAUGUCUUCCUCGACCAGAGUACCUUCAGUAAGAUCGACCCAGUCCUCAAGACGAAUGAUCUCGACACUGAAGUGGACUUUUAUCUCGAGAAGUUUACGAGCACAAUAGAUUACAUUGAGGAGCUCCUCGGCUACACGAGAAUGGGCAUGAAGGAGCUGGACGUCGUUCCUGACGAAGCCCUCACUCAGGAACUCACUAACCGGGGCCACCAAGUUCUGGACACGGUCGAAAAAGGAGUUCGAGACUUCAUCAUCCUUAAAAAAUACGAGGAAGGGCUUCAGUACGUCAUGGCCGCGUUCACACAGGUGUUUAAGGAACUCUGCACGAACGCUUCCUGUGCGUUGAACACGUCCUCUUGAGCCCCAUGUGCUAUCCGGCUCCUCACUUGCCGGAUAGGUCCAAGCAGACCAAAGGCGCUCUGUAGUCCAUCCGGUCCGCCAUGUAAGGAAAUUCCAGACUGACUAUUCAGCACCUGUUAACUCUUUUCAGUGCCGAAUGUACAUUGUUUAUUGAUUGUAGUUGUAUUUACAAGGGAAAUGGGGUAAACUGUAGCCUCUCAAGUUUACAUUGGUGUACCUUUUGCUCCCCAUAUGUACACCGAACAAGAACAAGGUAAAUGGUUUUGUAAAUUACUCAGAUAUAUAAGUCAUUCUAAAUUUAUUCACGUUUUUUGUUUAGGUAAAUAAUAUAUGCGCAUUUACCAAUAAUUGUAAAUAAAUGUCUUUUGAAGUCA
Messenger RNA from Procambarus clarkii (red swamp crayfish), 1356 nucleotides. RefSeq lists its product as uncharacterized. The record is from RefSeq and is a predicted model, not a curated record. Lineage: Eukaryota; Metazoa; Arthropoda; Malacostraca; Decapoda; Cambaridae.